ACCACCAUCUUUAUUUUUUCAGAGGUCAUGGAACCUACAUGGAAGAGGACAAGCUGUUGGGGUCGGUGGCUGGUGUGGUGGAGAAAGUAAACAAACUCAUCUGUGUCCGACCUCCAAGAACUCGGUACAAUGGGGAAGUUGGUGAUGUUGUUGUGGGGAGAAUUACAGAGGUACAGCAGAAGCGAUGGAAAGUGGAUACAAGUACACGCCUGGACUCUGUAUUACUGCUUUCAUCUGUGAACCUUCCCGGCGGGGAGCUGAGGAGAAGGUCAGCAGAGGACCAAUUGGCAAUGAGGAGCUACCUGAAGGAAGGAGACUUGAUUAGUGCUGAGGUCCAAGCGGUGUACUCUGAUGGCGCAUUAUCCCUGCACACUCGCAGCCUCAAAUAUGGCAAGCUUGGGCAAGGUGUCCUGGUUCAAGUAUCCCCUUCAUUGAUAAAGAGGAGGAAGACUCACUUUCACAAUCUUCCGUGUGGUGCCUCCAUCAUCCUGGGAAACAAUGGCUUCAUCUGGCUGUACCCCACCCCUGUGGGGGUUGAAGACGAAGCAGGGGGGUUUUUUUUUUUACUCCAGCCUAUACCAUUAUCUGAUCGGGAAGUGAUUUCGCGGCUGAGAAAUUGCAUCCUGGCGCUAGUUGCUAAGAAGAUGUUGCUGUAUGACACCAGUGUCCUGUACUGCUAUGAAGCAUCUAUAACCCACCAGAUUAAGGAUCUCCUGAAGACAGAGGUUAUGGAAGACAUAGUGAUGGAGACCAGGCAACGUCUUGCGGACCAGGAAGGCUAA
Messenger RNA from Staurois parvus, 782 nucleotides. Lineage: Eukaryota; Metazoa; Chordata; Amphibia; Anura; Ranidae. The record is from the annotation of a GenBank genome assembly.